UUGUAAUUUGAUCAAUAUAUGUAUUUUAAUAUAUUUAUUUUUUGUAAAUUUGGCUUGGAAUUAAUAUUCGACCCAUACUUGGAAUCGUCAUUUCAUGUUUUCUGUUUAUUUAACGGAAAUUUCCCAAAGCGAACAUACGAUGUUCUAAGAUAUCUUAAAAAUAUCUUAAAAACGUCUUUAAAAUAUUUUUGUUACUAAAUUUAAUCAGAUAAAAACUUUUAUUAAAACAUACUUAAAUCUUGAUACAUGUAUAAAUUCAUCAAAUAAAUAUAUUUUUAAUGCAACUCGUACAUUUGAAAUUACACUCACGAACCAAUCGACUCCACGCAGCGCGCAAAUUUUCUUCUCAGCCUUUCUAUGAAAAUUAUCUGAAACGAAAACGAAAAAUUCUUUAAGGCGCGAGGAAAAACAUUAUUGAAAAUCCUUAAUCGUAAUUUCAGUCAGAAAAAAAUAUCUUUGAUAAUCACUUUACCGCGUCCGGACGUUCAAAAAAAUCUGUCGUAUGAAAUUAAAUAUUAGAGCGACCCGUUUGUUCACAUUCAAAAUAUCAAUUAGCCUUUGAAACUGGCAUCAUUAGACUCGAGCUACAAUAGAUAGUUUAAGCUGUAAGAAAUUAAUCAAUCAUGAUUAAUUUCGCCUUACGUUCGACUAUGAUUGGUCAAUUUCUUACGAUAUAAUGUGACCAAUCAGCUUAUCACUCUUCCAUAAGAGCGAUAUAUCAAUUGGUCUCAUUUUUUGCCUCGUUCGCCACAUCCUAUAGGCAGAAGCCAUUAGCAUCUCGAUGGUUUCAUGAGAAACCGUUUUCACCGGUAUGGACAUGCAAAUUUCACCAGCAGGAAAUUCUUCGUCGGAGAUUGGCAACAUUGAUUCCGCUCGCAUAUACUGACAAGUGGGUGAUGGCCGCCUGACAUUUCACUUUCGUUGAAGUUUACCGAAUUGUGUCCUCGCGUGUGCGUGUCCGGGAUCAUUGCGACAGGCGGUGGUACGACGCCGGUGAUGAUCGCGCGGCUAUUCGGCUAAUUUAUUCGUUUUGAGAGCGGUACGACGAGGAACGGCGGCAUUUAUGCCCGAGAGGAACACGGCCGGCGACAUGAGCAAGACCGGGGAGGACAACUUGAGGCAUCUCCAUUUUGAGCAGUCUGUGCAAUUCAGUGGACGGGAGGAUCAACAUUCAGUUGAAUUAUGUAGCACAAAUGUAACUAUUAUUCCUUCCCCCGGUGAUCAUGACCAUGGCAGUUCUAAAGUAAAAUUAAAAAAUAUUGUUGAUUUUACAUGGGAUCAUCAUCUUUACACUGGCCAAUUGUUGGCUGUUCAUGUAUCUGGAAAAUAUUUAGCCUAUGGUUUAAAAGUUGGUACCGGUGGUGGGGUAGUUCGUGUUGUAUACAAGGAAUUAGAACAUAGAGCUCUACUGCGAGGAAUGCGUGGUGCUAUUCAAGAUCUUGCAUUCGCCCAUGUUUCAAAUGCAAUUCUUGCGUGUAUCGAUUAUACAGGAUCACUUUUUAUACAUACAAUUGAACCUACGCCAUCUGAAUUAUUAUGUAGUUUAGUAUUACAAGUAGACGCUGAAGAUGUUUCUCCAACUAGUCACCGAGUGAUCUGGUGUCCAUACAUCCCAGAGGACGAUGCUUCUGACGGAGAUGAAGUAUCAAAAUUAUUAGUCUUAACUCGUGGUUCCAAAGUUGAAUUGUGGUCGGUUGCAACAGUAACAUCAAGAUUUAGAUCGAUAGAAGCAACAAAUCCGAGUAUUAAGGAAAGUGGAGGUAUGAUGGAGAUCGAUCAGCACACGGGAAUGAUUGUUGAAGCUACGCUUAGUCCAGACGGUACUGCAUUAGCAACUGCUAGUACAGAUGGAGAAGUAAAAUUCUUUCAAGUCUUCCUUCAUGCUAAUCCUCAUAAUGGUCAGCCGCAACCACGUUGUUUACAUCAAUGGAGGCCUCACGGAGGACGACCCAUUUCUUGCCUAUUUUUCUUGAUAUCACAAAACUAUCAACCUGAUGUUCAGUUUUGGAGAUUUGCUGUGACGGGAUGUGACAAUAAUUCAGAACUGAAAGUAUGGUCAUGCGAAUUGUGGACCUGUUUACAAACAAUUACGUUUGCUCCAAAUCCUUCUACGGGCAAAGUGCCAGUACUAAAAGCAGGCUUAGAUCUUAGUGCUGGAUAUCUAUUUCUAUCUGAUAUAUAUAAUAAAAUUUUAUAUAUACUAAGUCUUUCAAAAGACAAGGGUGAGGCAUUAGCAUGUAUAAGCACGGUGUCAGAGUUUCUCCUGCCAUAUCCCAUUCUAAGCUUUGGAAUUGUCGAUGCUGAUCAACGUAAAAUACGGUCAACUGGCGAAUCACUGGAAGAUCUGUGCGAAGAGAUCGAAGAAAACGAUGAACAACUUGUCAUCUACAUGUAUCUAGUCCAACCAAAGUCAUUACAAGAGUGUCACAUUGCCUUUAAACCUGCCUCGCAAGCAAGUGGCAACUAUCUUAUAGACACACUUGCUCACGAUUCGUUAGAUUAUUCCGAAGAUCUGCCAGAUAUGGGAACCGUUACUCAUAACGGCGUGUCCGGAGAAAAUUGUGAGGGAAAACGAUCUUUGUCUGCUACAAUCGAAGCGACAAUUAAUCACAACACUAGCUUAAACUUAAUGACACCUGACGCGUUCAGUUCGCCUGCAAAGAAAGAGAACAACGAAUCUAAUCCAGAAAGCCCGGAUUUGAGAAAAGUCUUAUCCAACAGUCCUUCCCUUGCACAAGCGGUACAAGCUUUAAACGCGUCUGAUCCACCGCUCGCAAAAACUGAGAUAGAAGAACAAGCUCCAGCCAGUUGCGGUAGUAGUCCAUCUAGAGAAGUAAGAGAAAUCUUGUCUCUUACUAAACCAGAUGAAGAAACCGAUAUCGAUGGCAAACCGGAAGCAAAAACGAACGCUGACGAAGAUUGGUCUAAUAUCCCAAUGGUCCUGCUUAAAGAUGUAAGCGUACACGCGAUGCAGGAAGAAUUUCCCGAAGACGAUGAUAAUAACGUACAAAGGCAAAAGACAAAAGAUGAAACAAAAACGUCGUCCGAUGACCCCGGAACAUCAUGGCGAACAAACAAUGACAAUCUUAAUAAUCUCGAAUUGAACAACAAAUUGAAAUCUAUUUUAGAGAUAAUUCAAGAUCAAUGUCAAGAAUUAAAAGAAUUACGCGCGGAGGUUACUAGGUUACGGCAAGAAUCGCCAGUGUCCACACGAGUAGAGUCCACAUUAGCAAAAAUGUCUGAACAGCAAAACGCGAACUUUGAACAAAUCUGUAUGAAUCUAUACGAUCAAGUGACUCGUCAACAUGAAUUUCUAAAUACAUUCGAGACAACGAUCAAAGAAAAGAUUGAAACUACUUUGCCACGUACAAUUGAAGAAACAAUAAAACCAUUGAAACAUCAAAUGAGAUUAGAUGCAAAUCAAAUGGAUGAACUCUUUCAAAAGAAUGUAAGUGAAUUGAUAAACAGCUCACAUGUAAAGGAUACUCUAUCUUUGACAGCUGCAAAUGCAGCUAAACCAGCUCUCGACGUUGCUUUCAAAGAAACAUUCACGACUGUUCUUCUACCUAAUAUGGAAAAGGUUUGCCAAAUUAUGUUUAAACAAAUCCAAGAUGUGUUUGCUAAGGGCACUCGUGAUUAUUUACAGCAUACUGAUACAGUUAUCAAUAAGCAGUGUCAACGUUAUAAUGAGCAAUUGAGCGAAACAUUAUCAACUUUGAUACGCGAAGAAAUACAGACUGAAUUGAAUAGAGUUUUGACGACGAUACAAGACAACAUUAUUCGAGCAGUUCGUGAUUCCAUACGAGAGAAUUUAAAUCAACAACUUACCGAAAUGUCUAGUGCGCGAUCGAGAGCUACCACACCUGCUAUACCUGUAGCCGCUGUAGCCGAUGCUCAAGCACGUGUCAUGUCUCUUCUACAAAGAGGUCAACUAAAUGCCGCUUUUCAACAGGCCCUGAGUGCUAGUGAUUUAGGAUUGGUAGUACUAGUGUGUGAGAAAACUGAACCUUCGAGAGUAUUUUCGUGUACAGCUCAAGGACAAAGUUCUAGAUGUAUCUUACAACAACCUGUAAUUCUUUCUCUUGUGCAACAAUUAUCUGCUGAUUUGGGACACCGUACCGAAUUGAAACACAGGUGGCUAGAAGAAGCAAUAUUAAAUUUAGACCCAAAUGAUCCUGUAACACGAGAACACAUGGGCACGGUGCUAAUGACCCUGCAAAAUCAAUUAGCUACAUUCUUAGCGAGUAAUCCGAAUCAUCGAUCAACGCGCCGCAUGAAAAUGCUCGCCAUGGCUGCGCGUGCACUGUUAAGUCAGCAUCCUUGACCGCCACAUUUAUGAGAUUACACAAAUAUAUGAUAUAAGAUUUUUUACGUUCUGUUUAAAGACUACUUUUAUCUAAAAGCAAUAUUAACAGAAGUCAUGUUUAAGACUGGCAGUAAUUUUCAUAUAGAAUAUAAACAGAUACAGAUUUGUGUAAAAUCGUUAACACUCAGUUUAAUGAACAUUCAGAUUUGAUUUAAUUUUAUUUAGAAGAUGCGUAUGUGUUUAAUAUGACAUAAAUUUAUUAUUUUUUUAUGCGUUUGAAUGUUUCAAUGAAAUUUUUUUAAUAGUUUUCACAUAAGCUAUACCUGAUUUAAUUAAUGAAAGAUAAGAACGUUUUAAAUUCAGUGUAAUGUUGUUAAUUUGACCAUAGAUAAAUAUCCUACCUAAAAAAAUAUUCAGUACUAAAUGCUGAAAAAGAUAGAUUCCUAUACUGCUAGGUUUGGCAUGAACAAUUACAUUCUGUAUGUAUGAUGAUUAAGGAAUUCUCUUACUUGUAAGUUGACAGUAAACAUUACAAUAUUUCUUCAAAUUUUGUAAUUUCCCUCAUAUUAUGUCUAAACAUAGACAGUGCACGUAUAAAUUUCAUGACACGUUAUAUUUAAUCAUACUUGUACGAAAAGAUGCAGUUGUAAAAAUUUUUUAUUAAAGUAUCUAAUUUUGAA
Messenger RNA from Pogonomyrmex barbatus (red harvester ant), 4986 nucleotides. It is a transcript of the gene Ge-1, whose product is annotated as Enhancer of mRNA-decapping protein 4 homolog Ge-1. NCBI's taxonomy places the organism in Eukaryota, Metazoa, Arthropoda, Insecta, Hymenoptera, Formicidae. Gene Ontology annotation, cellular component: P-body. Gene Ontology annotation, biological process: deadenylation-independent decapping of nuclear-transcribed mRNA. Gene Ontology annotation, molecular function: protein binding. The record is from RefSeq and is a predicted model, not a curated record.